This is a messenger RNA of Aspergillus aculeatinus CBS 121060, 1999 nucleotides long. RefSeq names its product threonine dehydratase, biosynthetic. Gene Ontology annotation, biological process: L-threonine catabolic process. The transcript is spliced from 3 exons. The coding region runs from base 110 to 1801 and encodes 563 amino acids. Gene Ontology annotation, molecular function: pyridoxal phosphate binding; threonine deaminase activity. The record is from RefSeq and is a predicted model, not a curated record. Lineage: Eukaryota; Fungi; Ascomycota; Eurotiomycetes; Eurotiales; Aspergillaceae.
CUUUUUUUCUCGGUCUCGACUCCCACUUGGUGCUGGCGCUUCGUUCUUACACUCUUUUUAUCCCCCAAACGUUCAUUCCCUGCAUUUUAUCCAUACAGCAGACUUGAAUAUGCCCAGCGAAGUAUCUGACGACGGCGUUGCGACUCCAGUCUCCGCCAAGGUCAGUAACCUCACCUUGACCGAGUCCGCGCUUGCAACUCCCACCUCCGAAAAAGGGGAGGACUCGACUGCCUACAACUGGGGCAUCCCCGACGACUAUCUUCUUCCCAAUGGUUACCCAGAUUACCUCCGGUUGAUCUUAACGUCCCGGGUCUACGACAUUAUCGACGAAACCCCUCUCCAUCAUGCCGUCAACCUCAGCAACCGCCUGGAGUGCCGUGUGCUGCUCAAGCGUGAGGACCUGCUUCCUGUUUUCAGUUUCAAGUUGCGCGGGGCCUACAACAAGAUGGCUCACUUGACUCACGAGCAGCGGUGGAAGGGUGUCAUUGCAUGCUCUGCCGGAAACCAUGCGCAGGGAGUUGCCUACUCUGCCCGCCAUCUCAAGAUCCCUGCCACCAUUGUCAUGCCUUCGGGCACCCCCGCGAUUAAACACCUUAACGUCGCUCGCCUGGGCGGAAGCGUCGUUCUCCACGGCAAUGACUUUGACGCGGCCAAAGACGAAGCUCACCGCCUGCAGCAACAGCACGGGCUCACCAACAUUCCUCCCUUCGAUGACCCUUACGUGAUUGCUGGCCAAGGAACCAUUGGUAUGGAACUCCUGCGCCAGGCCAACCUGCAGAAACUUGAGGCUGUUUUCUGCGCUGUCGGUGGAGGAGGCCUGAUUGCUGGCAUUGGAGUGUAUCUCAAGCGCAUCGCGCCUCACGUCAAGAUCAUUGGUGUCGAGGCCCACGAUGCCAACGCCAUGCACCAGUCUCUCGACUCUGGGUCGCGCGUGUUCCUUAAGGAAGUGGGUCUGUUCGCCGAUGGCGCGGCGGUCAAGUCCGUUGGAGAGGAGAACUACCGGCUGGCCCGUGAAGUUAUUGAUGAAGUUAUUCAGGUCUCGACCGACGAGACAUGCGCUGCUAUCAAGGAUGCCUUCGAGGACACCCGUUCCAUCAUUGAACCGGCGGGUGCUCUGGCUCUGGCUGGCCUUAAGAAGUAUGUUAGCAUGUAUCCCAGCCCUGACACAAACCGGGAGUUGUGUGCUAUCACUUCUGGUGCCAACAUGGACUUUGAUCGUCUGCGUUUCGUCGCUGAGCGUGCUGCUCUGGGUGAGCGGAAGGAGGCUCUUCUGAGUGUCAACAUCCCCGAGAAGCCGGGCGCAUUUGCCAAGCUCGUUGAAGUUAUUCUUCCCCAUGCGGUCACUGCCUUCAGCUACCGGUAUGCCCACGAUGCCUCUGCCGACGUCCUGAUGGGUAUCUCCUUGUCUGCGUUGACGGGCCAAGACGAUUUGGCCAAGAUCAUGACUCACCUCACCAAGGAGGGUAUGAGUGUGAAGGACUUGAGCGACGACGAGCUCGUCAAACGGCACGUUCGUUUCCUCGUCGGUGGACGCAGCAGCGUCCAGAAUGAGCGAUUGUUCAUGUUCGAGUUCCCUGAGCGCCCCGGUGCUCUGGCCAAGUUCUUGACCACUCUUCGCCCCAACCAGAACAUCUCGUUGUUCCACUACCGCAACUACGGCGGAGAUGUGGGCAAGGUGCUUGCUGGUAUCCAGUGCCCCGAGACUGAAAAGGAAGAACUUGAGGCUUUCUUGAGAGACUUGGGAUACCCCUUCAGCGAGCACACCGACUCUUCAACCUACCAAACUUUCCUUCGUGCUUAAAAUAUUCAGCAACUUUCUUGAGUCGUUUUCUUCCGUUUGGGAGAAAGCUUAAAGAGUCUUUUUGAUUCCCUUCUUGUCAAUUCAUAUGGGCGUUCUUGUUGGGCAUAGUGACGAUAGAGCUUGGGCUGUUUCUUCUUAGUGUGAGAGUGCUAGGCAUUGUUCCGUACAUAGAAUUCGAAAUACUACCUAUAAUGUUGC